Phyllostomus discolor (pale spear-nosed bat) is the source of this 1919-nucleotide messenger RNA. RefSeq names its product lysophosphatidylcholine acyltransferase 1 (gene LPCAT1). Bases 119 to 1723 code for a protein of 534 amino acids. The transcript is spliced from 14 exons. The record is from RefSeq and is a predicted model, not a curated record. Lineage: Eukaryota; Metazoa; Chordata; Mammalia; Chiroptera; Phyllostomidae. Gene Ontology annotation, molecular function: calcium ion binding.
CGCAUCCUUGUCCCGCGCCUGCCUCUGCGCUCCGCUCCCCGCUCCGCUCCGCUCCGCGCCGCGCUCCGCGCCCGGCGCGCCCAGCUCCCCGGCUCCCCUUUCGGAGGGCGGCGCGGCCAUGAGACUGCGGGGACGCGGUCCCCGGGAUGCCCCCGCCUCCAGCGCGGGGGCCGUCGACGCGCGGCGGCUGGCGCCCCCGGGGCGGAACCCCUUCGUGCACGAGCUGCGCCUCGGCGCCCUGCGGAAGGCCCAGAUCGCAGUCAUGACGCUGACGCUCUUCCCCAUCCGGCUGCUGCUCGCUGCCUUCAUGAUGCUGCUCGCCUGGCCCUUCGCGCUCGUCGCUUCCCUGGGACCCGCAGAGAGGGACCCGGAGCAGCCCCUGGCCCUGUGGCGGAAGGUCGUGGACUUCCUGCUCAAGGCCAUCAUGCGUACCAUGUGGUUCUUCGGCGGCUUCCACUGGGUGGCCGUGAAGGGGCAGCAGGCCUUGCCCACCGAGGCGGCCAUCCUCACCCUGGCACCCCACUCCUCCUACUUCGACGCCAUUCCCGUCACCAUGACCAUGUCCUCCAUUGUGAUGAAGGCGGAGAGCAGAGACAUUCCCAUAUGGGGAACUCUGAUAAAGUACAUCCGGCCGGUCUUCGUGUCCCGGUCAGACCAGGACUCCCGCAGGAGGACUGUGGAGGAGAUCAGGAGACGGGCGCAGUCGAAGGGCAAGUGGCCGCAGAUAAUGAUUUUUCCAGAGGGAACUUGUACCAACAGGACCUGCCUAAUUACCUUCAAACCUGGUGCCUUCAUCCCGGGAGUCCCCGUCCAGCCUGUGGUUCUGCGGUACCCAAAUCAGCUGGACACCAUCACGUGGACAUGGCAAGGCCCCGGAGCGUUGGAAAUCCUGUGGCUCACCCUGUGUCAGCUUCACAAUCGAAUUGAAAUUGAGUUCCUCCCAGUGUACAGCCCCUCGGAGGAGGAGAAGAAGGACCCCGCCCUGUACGCCAACAACGUGCGCCGCGUCAUGGCCGAGGCCCUGGGCGUCUCCGUGACCGACUACACCUUCGAGGACUGCCAGCUGGCCCUGGCGGAAGGACAGCUCCGUCUCCCUGCGGACACCUGUCUUCUAGAAUUUGCCAGGCUGGUGAGGGGACUGGGCCUGAAACCAGAAAAACUCGAAAAAGAUCUGGGCAGAUACGCGGAAAGCGCCCGGAUGAAGAGGGGAGGGAAGAUCGAUGUCUCGGAGUUUGCGGCGUACCUGGAAGUGCCCGUCUCGGACACGCUGGCCGACAUGUUUUCCCUGUUCGACGAGAGCGGGGGCGGCGAGAUGGACCCACGGGAGUACGUGGUCGCCUUGUCUGUCGUCUGCCGGCCGGCCCAAACCCUGGACACCAUGCAGCUGGCAUUCCAGAUGUACGGGUCUCAGGAGGACGGGAGCAUAGACGAGGACGCCCUCUCCAGCAUCCUCAAGACGGCCCUAGGGGUGGCGGAGCUCUCUGUGACCGACCUCUUCCGGGCGAUCGACCAGGAGGAGAAGGGGAGGAUCACAUUCGCCGACUUCAGCAGGUUCGUGGAAAUGGACCCAGACUUCGCAGAGGAGUAUCUGUACCCCAACCAGCCGCCUUUCGAGAGCUGUGCACAGACGCCCCCUGCUCCUACCCCCAACGGCUUCUGUGCUGACUUCAGCCCUGAGAACUCGGAUGCUGGGAAGAAGCCUGUGCGUAAGAAGCUGGACUAGGCCAGAAGGUGCUGAGGAGACGAGGCUGCUCCCUGGCGGUCACUGCCCCGCCUCCGCGUGGCCGCGAGCCCAUCCGCUGUGACCACCUCCGGGUUCCACUCUCCACACAGGCUGCACGCUCACUGUCCGCAGGCCCGCCUUCCAGAGACUGGGUUUGUUUUCACGCUGCUUCUCCGUGAGGCACCAGCCUGUGGGG